AUGCCGGGAAAGACCAAGUCCACGUCAUCGAUAUCGUUUUGGAAAGCCCUCGUCGAGUACCGCUCCCCCGACGUGAACUCCAGCACUGUGGUUGCCUUAUCAGAGGGAACAUCACUACUGGGGAAUCCGUCGCUCGGCUCCUGCGUGUUGCUUCGCCAUUGCUACCUGCAUCUGUUUGACCUAGAUAUCCACGACAUGACCACCCCCCACGUCGUGAUCGUUGGUAGCCUGGGCAUCGGCAAGACCUUUUUCGGCUAUUUGGUCUUGCUUCGAUUGGCCAAAGCUGGAAAAACGGUAGUAUAUGAAAACGGAGUGACCAACACGCGAAUUUUGUUCAGCCGUGAUGACGAUGCCAAGCCUGCCGCGGACGAUAUCGAGUCUACUUCGUACCACACCAUGACGAUCGAACAGUCGUCACCACAGAAACAUUUCCUUUUGAAUGGCAUCUGCGUCCAUCACCCCAUCAGUGGUGGCGGACUGCUUAUUUCAUUGGGGUGGCCUGCCACGCGAUGUGCUGCAGUUGCCAACCACCAGGCCAAGCUGGAGCAAGCGUUGGAGGUUGUGACCCUGGACUACACGAAGCGAGCGAUUUCCGAAAUUAAGUGGAAUGGGGACGAGUACCGCAGCGACUACUUCAUUGCCGUAUGGUCACUACGACGGCUUCGUCUUCGCAUCGAAAUACGUGCAAGAAGUGUACCGACGCCUGUGCGACAAGGACAAAAGGGGACCCUCCUUGAUUUCAUUUCCAAUCCUCCAAUUGAGCGCAUGGCCGUGUCAGCGUAA
Molecule: messenger RNA, 783 nt
Organism: Aphanomyces astaci
Lineage: Eukaryota; Oomycota; Saprolegniomycetes; Saprolegniales; Verrucalvaceae
Exons: 5
Coding region: 1-783 (260 amino acids)
Source: RefSeq, a predicted model, not a curated record